CCCGCAGUCUUCUCACCUGGCGUUCCGCUUCCCGUCUUAGAGGAGGGCUCGUGUGCCCGCCCUGCUUGCUCGCCUGCUAUCAUAUACCUGCUCGACCAUCUGGCCGGCCGGCUCGCUCCAGCAACGACCCGUGUUGUUUCCCUUCUCUGCUUCGCCCUUCCCAUGGUUCAGUCUUGUCCAGCAGCAGCAGCAUCAUGGCCUACCCUCCGUACAAUGAGGAGGCCGGCUAUGCCCCUCUACCCCCCGACAGUGACACGCUCGUCGGGCUCUCCCCGAGCCACCGGAGUGGCCUGACCGCCGUCGCCUUCUUCGGCACUCUGUCCUUUGUCACCUCGACGGUGCUCUUCCUCUUCCUCACCGUCAAGCUCAUCCGAUGGCGUUUUGCUCCACACCCUUCAUCAGGGCCUUCGUUGGAGCAGAGGCGAGCCGAGGAGGACGCCAAGAACACCAACGACAUCUCCCUGGGCCUCACAGCCAAGAACUUUGCAACUAAGCCGACCCAGAGCAAUCCUCCACCAGCGCCCUCCACCCGGGGGCCUUACAGGCGGAAGGCGCCCAACCAGUUUUUGAUUCUCGUCUACAACCUCCUCCUUGCCGACAUGCACCAGGCCACCGCCUUCAUGCUCAACAUCACCUGGCUCAACCGCAACGAGAUCGCGGUUGGGACGGAUGCCUGCUGGGCCCAGGGCUUCUUUGUGUCUAACGGCGACUUGGCUGCCAGCUGUUUCAUCACCGCCAUUGCCUUCCACACGUACUUUUCCGUCGUCCGCGGUUACCGGCCACCUCACCGGGUCCUGUAUGCCAUGAUUGGAUUCCUGUGGGUGUUCGUGUACCUGAUGGGGGGCCUUGGCGUGGCCAUCACCAACAAUGGCAAGGAAGCCGGUGGUCUUUAUGUUCGUGCCGCUGCCUGGUGCUGGAUGAACGUAAAAUACGAAAAGUACCGGUUGUGGCUGCACUACUUCUGGAUCUUCGUCUCUCUCGCGUUGACCAGCUUGCUGUACACUCUCGUCUUCCUGUCCCUUCGCUCCAAGAAGCCAGCCACCUCGUCGAACAACAGGCAGGGUGACUCCCGAGGCGACAGCGGCAUCGAUGCAGCGGCAGCCGCUAUGGCAGCCAGUGGACACCACCCUGCCUUCCUCGUGUACCCGAUCAUCUACGUCAUCUGCACGGCGCCGCUUGCUUUUGGACGUAUCGCCACCAUGGCCGGUGCCAACGUCAGCGUCGAGUACUUCUGCCUGGCUGGAUCUCUUAUUGCGUCGAACGGAUGGCUCGACGUGGUGCUGUUUUCGACGACGAGGAACUCCAUCAUUUUCAAGGCCAAUGUCGACGCAGAGGAGGAUGGCAUCGAGACCUUUGCCUUCAUGCGCACCCCCCACGGCCGCAGAUACGGUAACAUGGUCUGGGUCCAGGGAGGACUGAACGACGACACGAACCGGAGCGGCAACUCCAACGGCGGACGUGGCCAGCGCAAGAACGGCUCGUGGGGUUGGGAGGUCCUGGGCGAGCGCAUGGGCUGGCGAGGCGCCGUCGGACGCUCUGCAAGCCGCAACAACGGGCGUGACCAGUGGGCAAUGAGUCGUGGCAAUAUGAGCCAGGAGUCUCUGCGCACCGCCGGCGCUGACAUGCCAGACGGCGGCGGCAACGGCAUCAUGCUCGACACUGUAACGACAGUCGUGGUCGAGAUCGAGAGGAACAUGAAGGAGAGGGAGCCCUCUGCCUUUUCCUAUGAGAGCACCGACAAGGACGAGACGGCCCAGAAGGCACAGCCCUUGCGGAUGUGAGCUACAAGUGCAUUGCAUCACUGAACCUUUCGGUUCAUGUUUUCUCUUUUCACCAUCAUCAUCACCCUGCAUAGCGUUUGUUUGUUUCGCGGACACAUGCACCGCUUUUCAUCCGUGCUUGUUCACAUCGAUACCCAUCAUCAUACUUGUCCUGUCAGCGCACUUGAAAGAGUACUGUCAGUGCAUAAUAUAUUCUUCUGGUCGAGACGAGUCGUGUUUAGAAACAAUACCCAAGCAGUCGUUUCACCCCCGUCCCUGGCGGUACAGGAUCCUGUUUCAACACCUACUUUCUCAACGAUACAGCACGAGACAAUGGAGCAAGGCACGUACGCACAAAUAGAUAUAUAGGUACAUACAUAUAAACUCACAUAUGAAUCAAAUGAUCAAAGUAAUCACGA
Molecule: messenger RNA, 2179 nt
Organism: Microdochium trichocladiopsis
Lineage: Eukaryota; Fungi; Ascomycota; Sordariomycetes; Xylariales; Microdochiaceae
Product: G protein-coupled glucose receptor regulating Gpa2-domain-containing protein
Exons: 2
Coding region: 195-1781 (528 amino acids)
Biological process (GO): adenylate cyclase-activating G protein-coupled receptor signaling pathway
Cellular component (GO): plasma membrane
Molecular function (GO): G protein-coupled receptor activity
Source: RefSeq, a predicted model, not a curated record